Molecule: messenger RNA, 2208 nt
Organism: Hypomesus transpacificus
Lineage: Eukaryota; Metazoa; Chordata; Actinopteri; Osmeriformes; Osmeridae
Gene: avp
Product: arginine vasopressin
Exons: 3
Coding region: 1265-1744 (159 amino acids)
Cellular component (GO): extracellular region; secretory granule
Molecular function (GO): neurohypophyseal hormone activity
Source: RefSeq, a predicted model, not a curated record
UGUUCUCCUCCUCCGCCUGCCUCACUGCUCUCUUCCUCCGCCUCCCUCACUGCUCUCUUCCUCCUCUCUUUGUCCAUCUAUGUAGCGCUUACUAUAUUCCAGAUAUUCACUGUUGAUUGAAGGUAGUUGUCAGUUUGCCGUGUGUGAGGUGGAGCAGCUAUAAUGGCAUAUUUCCUGUUUUGGUCUUUGAUGAAGCCCAAAAAAGCAGCUAUUAUAUACGCCUGGUAGAGAUGCAGGUUAUGGAAAUGAACGUCAGUGCUCCUUCUGGGUGAAAAGGGUGUGGUGAUACUCACGGUCUAACUUGUACUAGUGAGUGACCUUCACUAUAACACACAACCAUCCACUAGAUUUGGAUGCUGUUAACUUGCAGGGAUGAUCUGUCGCUAAUGACUUUCAGAGAACAAUCAAAAACAGCCCUCACUUUGUCAGGUAGUGGCACAUGUCAUUUCGUGGUUCUUUUUCAAACGGCUUAAUUUAGUUCUCUACAAGUUAAUCAACCACUAAUCAUAGUUAAUUCCUGGAACACUAGAGUAGCCUAGCUCACAAGAUGAUUGUUUGGAACAUAGUAGGCUAAUUGAAAUGCCAAUUUAAGUUAGAAUUGAAAAUUUUCCCUUAAUUUGACACCAGUACAAUAUUCCUUUGUGAGAUCUUACAAUUGUCGUUUUAUUUAUGCGCAAUUUAUUCAUUUGAUAUUUAAUUUUAAUCCCAUGUGGAUUGUGAUCAUUAGGUCAAAUUGUCACUUGUUUUUUUUCGGAAGACAUUGUGUUUCUUUGCCUUGAAGCAAGCCAUGAAUAAGCCAUAAACAUUAUACUACAUUAUAGUGGUGCAGCCUUGAAUAAGGUCCACAUAUUUUCAGGUAAUCUGUUUUGUAGCAGUGACCAAUUAGAUGAGUUUAUCAGAUGCAGGGACAGACACGAGGGCAACCUCUCACCUCCCUCCGCUCUCUCUCUCUCUUCUGCCUUAUUUUUCAUCUUUUGAAGUCUGUGGAUUUCUAUGGCAGCGAUUCUAAACCUAUUAGUUGACAUUCUUUGUUUGAUUAUCAUUAAUUAUGAAAAAGCAAAACUGAAUGCGGGAUAUAAAUACAUUUAAAAAAGCUUCAGUGGGUGUGUGGAAGUGGGGGCACAGGUUGUGUAUUGACAACACUGACGUCAAAUAAACCAAACCCAGUAUAAGUACGGGAUCUGCACAGGCAGUUGUCAGUCUCGUGUGUCAGCCAAGAGGACAACAGCUGGGAUCCUUCUGUCAUCUGUCCACUGCUGCCACCAUGCCACGCUGCGCGCUCCCUCUGUGCGUCCUCGGUCUCCUCGGUCUCCUCGCGCUCUCCUCCGCGUGCUACAUCCAGAACUGUCCUCGAGGCGGGAAACGAGCUGUCCAAGACCCGCACCUCAGACAGUGUCUGUCCUGUGGGCCUGGUGCCCAGGGCCGCUGCCUGGGCCCCAGGAUCUGCUGUGCUGAGGGGCAGGGCUGUUGGCUGGGCUCCCCUGAGACACAGGUGUGCCUGGAGGAGGACCUGCUGCCCAGCCCCUGCCAGCCGGGAGGGAGACCCUGUGGCACCCGGGAGGGGCGCUGUGCUGCCCUGGGAGUCUGCUGCAACUCAGAGAGCUGUGUAGUGGAUGCAGACUGCGUGCCAGGGAGUGAACUUCCCCCCUCCUCCUCCUCUUCCUCCUCCUCCUCCUCCUCCUCACCAGGACAGCUGCUUGUGCGCCUACUGCAUCUCACCACCAGGGGGGGCAGUGCAUACUGACGUGCUUCCUGGUAAACCCUGGUAAACCCUGGUAACCCUGCCCCUCGACCCAGACCGGCCACCCUCUCAUUUCUGCUGUCAGUGUGGAGUAUUAUUUAGAUUUAAAAAAAGAUCCACAUAAGACAUGAAGAGUUACAGAAGUAUUGGUACCCUAACCCUUUAAAUAUGGCUACUCUUCUGUAUAGGAUACGGGUUAUAUGAAGCCAGACUAUAUGAACAGUUGCCACAUUUAUAAAAAUAUCCCUAAAACAAUAUGUAUGUUGUAUGAUGAUUUUUCUCCUUGGAAUUGACAUUGAUGUUAAAAAUGUCAUCCCUGAGGUCUAUAGUAUAGGUACUGACUGGGUUUGCACAGUCUUUGUGAACAGUAAAUGAAACUUUGGAAAACAGCUUCUGUAAGGUUGUGGUUUGGCUGUACCAUAGAGAACGUGAGCCUCAACAAUAAUAAAAGACGUCACUGCCAAACA